Trichomonas vaginalis G3 is the source of this 510-nucleotide messenger RNA. RefSeq lists its product as uncharacterized. The transcript has a single exon. The annotation marks the transcript as partial. The record is from RefSeq and is a predicted model, not a curated record. Lineage: Eukaryota; Parabasalia; Trichomonadida; Trichomonadidae.
AUGAACAAAAACGGAACAGCUAAAAUGAAUGAUAAUCAAAUUAGAGCAGAAGGUAGAAGGUUAUUUAAACGCUUCUAUAACAUUCCUGAUGGUGUUAAUCCUAAAACUCGUAGAAGCUAUUUAAAUGAAGCAAUAGAUGCAUAUGAAGGGUUUGACAUUUCAUCAGAAAGUGAGAGAUUAGCGAGAAUGUUAAAUGUUAAUAUUGAUUUCUAUUAUUGUGAUCCUCAACCAGAAGACGUGGACAUAAAUAAGGUAGACUUUCCAUUAGUGGAAUCAAUAAUGAUAGAUCCAGAAUUUGAAACAGUAAAUAUUUUAUUAACACAGAGUCCAUGUGGAAAACUUCACGCUGACAGAAUAACAGACGUUGAAGCACUCACCGGCUAUAAAGUUUGUCCAUAUUGUAAAGAAGAAGUUUAUUCUAUCCGUGAUGAUCCAGAAAGGAAAAACCAAAGAAGAUUUUUAAAGCAUUGUGAGAAAUGUAAAGAAAAUAAUGGAAGAUUAAUUCAAGAC